Molecule: messenger RNA, 3129 nt
Organism: Rhipicephalus sanguineus (brown dog tick)
Lineage: Eukaryota; Metazoa; Arthropoda; Arachnida; Ixodida; Ixodidae
Product: translation initiation factor IF-2
Exons: 4
Coding region: 1199-2389 (396 amino acids)
Source: RefSeq, a predicted model, not a curated record
GGCGGAUGUAUCCGAGCUCAAGCAUGAGCUCGAAUUCUUGUGCAAUCUUGUAGCAGUCAGGAGCGAGACGACAAGCAUGUGCAAAAACCGGUGCUCCUACUGUCACAUUGUGACGAGUGAUAUCGUGACGUACUGAGUCUUCAAGAGAUGGAGCUGGGAAGAGAUUGAAGAAUUCUUCCAGAAGCAUAGACCACUGUGGGGAGACUUUUGCAUGAGCUUGCACGAGGCGCAAGGGUGGUAAAUUUGAUUUCAUGCCUUGAACUGUUAGGUGGGUCUCAGAAUCUAGGAGAUGGCUAUGUCAGAGGUCCACCACAAGCUUAAAGUGCCAAAGAAAAUCCGAACCGAUAAUUGGUACACGCAUGUUACUGAUAGAGAAAAUCCAUUAAUACAUGCAUCUCAAGCCAAUGUCAAGUGUAACAGACUUUUCAAGUCAAGUGUAACAGACUUCUGUAAUGUCUAUUAGCAAGCACCAACUAGCCCAGAAUCAAAUCCUUUUGUCCAUAGGUCCGUAUGGUAGAAUGAUUAACUGCAGUGACAUGCAGUGUGGUGUGUCAUCGUCAGCGGUCCUCUAGCGUAGUAGGAAUAACAAGACAUGCUUCGGCACCUGUAUCGACGAGGUAUCGGAUCUUGAUGAUGCAGUCCAUGACGUGGAGUAGGCGGCUGGAUAGUGGACCUGAAAUACUGGCCGCCACCAGUACGUAACCUGUGCAUUUCCCGCAAACUGGCAAGGCUGACAGCACUGACGAGCGUGUGCUCCAUAUCAGUGGUGGUGCCAGCAGAUGCUCUGCAGGCUUUCAAACGCCUAGUUCCUUCGUGGUGAGCAGCUGCUGCAGCCUACAUUGUUCUCACUCGGUUGUCCAGCGUAUGAGCUCUGCUUUUAGAGUGUCAUAGGUGUUUUCAGGAGACGGAGAGUGCAGAAUGUCUCUACGAUGGCAAUGACAGCUGGUGGUAAAGCACCAGUGACAGUCGUACCGUGCUAUUUGCGAUGUGACUCAUUGGCAUCGGAAGAGUGGCUCAAUGCUCAGUAACCAGAGUUCGAGCCUGACUGCCAAAACUCCGGCAGCUUAAGGGUAGCGACAACAGGUUCGAGUACUGUGGGAUUCGGCAUCACAUCGCUGUUGGUUGUGGUGUCCAUGGUCAGCCGGAAUGAACGGGGCUGAAGGCCUUUACUGUUGUCACCCAAGAAACAAGGGUGGACAUGAACACUCUGCACGUUGGAGAAGGGACGAGCAGGGAGCCAGAACCACGAGCCAGGAAAAUGGAAGAUUCCGGAGAGCCUGCUCGGCCAGCUGUUCUGGAGGAGCCACCCCAUGCUUCUGAGAAAGAUUCUGCGACUAGGAAACCAGCUGGUGAUGGCAAAGGCAAAAGAUCACCAGUGCAUAAAGCUGACGAUGUCAAACAGAAGAAAGCAGCAAGCAAGGUGGACGAUGAUGCUGCCAACAUUGCAACACUUUCCGCCACAGGAAAAGACAAGAAGCCAGAACCCGUUGGUUUGUCUGAGGCCGCUGACAAGGGGACAAAAGAAGAGGUUCAUCCUGCUGCUCACAAAACAGGUGCCGGCAAGGCAUCAGAUAAGCACAAGCACACAGAGUCUGGACAGCCCUCUUCUCCCAAUGGCAGCAAGGAGUCGGCCAUGCCAGCUGGCAAAGCAUCACAUCACUUGCAUGAGUCACACUCGGCUGCUGCCCCCAAGUGUAGCAAACCGCCAUCCCAGACUGCCAGUGACACCGUCAUCAAGAGCAAGACGGGUUCGCAAGAUGAAGGGACCUACCAAAGCCACCUCAGCUCAUACCGAAACACACGGCACGAGAGAGGCGCUGGAACGAGUUCGUGGAAUGACGUUAGCCUGUUCUCCAGGAAAGCAGAUGACAGUGGACCAGCAGCAAGAAAGUGUGAUGAUGACCGUGGAGGCUCAUUGCUUGCUAGUAGCAAGAGCAGCAUCCCCGUCAUUCAGCCUGUGGUCCAACCCUUGUUCAGUCUGUACAGCUCUCCCUACAGCUCAACAAACAAUGUCUCUGGCCAGCCGCCUGCAGGGCCGUAUGCAUUUGGCCCCAGCUACCCCAGCUAUCACGCAGGACCAUUUUACCCGGGCUGCCUGCAACGACCUUCAUUGGGCUACAACAGGCCACGGAUGCUACUCUACAACGGACAGAGACCAAAAUCACUGGGCUUGAGAAAUGCACCCUGUCUCGAAGAGUCGGAGAGCGACGUAGAUGACUCGAGAAAAAGGAAGAAUCCAAACACUAAGGACAAGGUGCAAGAUGAUGAUGAUGGUGCAAUUCAGAAAGAGGAUCACAGGGCUGGUCCUAACAAGGAGGAAGGGAAGAAGGCAGCCAUUGAGGAAAAACUGGAGGUUGAGAAGAGGGCAGACAAGAAGACUGCUCAUUGAUAUGCUAGUCAACAAAAGCAGCGGCUUAAAAAAAUGAUUUGCAGCUCAUACCUGUAUACUCAAGGUUGAUGAGCAUUGCCUGAAGGCAGCGUCAGAUUUAUGCGGCCAGGAUAUCUACAAAUUGUUCUGGACCUAAGCUUUUUCAGUUGCGACUCAAUGUCCACAAUUUGAAGGACCUGCUUAGACGAACAUGUGUUCACUUUUGUCUUGGCUUUUGGUCCCACUCAAACUGCAGCAUGCUUAGUAGCAGAUAUCUGAGCACCCUAUGCAAAUUUACUUGCUGAAAAUUGCACACACCCUUUAAUUAUUGUGCUGUAGCAAGCAAGAAAUGAAUUGUGUUUGGAAGGUGUUGCUUUGUUUUGUUUUUCCCUAUGUAAAUUGGUGCAUUAUUAGGAUAGUUUAUUACUUUGACAAAAGGGAUCAAACAAGUGUCAAGUUGCAUCAGAGCUGCAUAAAAUUGAAGGAUAUCCAAUCUUGACUAGUUGACAAUUCUGCCUUGAAGCUGUUAUUCAGUCUAUGCUUGUAAUGUAUAAACUCUGGAGUCAAGUGUAUGGAUUCAUUUGCGUCUCAUUUUAUGGGGCUUCAGUGCAGGUGUCAGCUCUUACAGGCAGCAUUGUUCCGAAGAUAUAGUAGGUUUUCUUGUGUGCCUCAGUGAGUCACUGUGCAAGCAGAUGGUGAUACUAUAUGAGAGUAAUAUAAAAGACCUGCACAACAAGUGUGCAAAUUGUGUAGCUCAAGUU